Penicillium crustosum is the source of this 825-nucleotide messenger RNA. RefSeq lists its product as uncharacterized. Lineage: Eukaryota; Fungi; Ascomycota; Eurotiomycetes; Eurotiales; Aspergillaceae. Gene Ontology annotation, cellular component: membrane. The record is from RefSeq and is a predicted model, not a curated record. Bases 1 to 825 code for a protein of 274 amino acids. The transcript is spliced from 2 exons.
AUGUCUCUCAUUGAACGUGCGAGCAGCGAGAGGACAACUCCCUUUUAUCUUUAUAACCCCUCCCUGGCAGUGGCAAUUGUUGCCGCUGUCUUGUACACCCUUGCUUUUCUGUUGACGACUAUCCAAUGGAUUCGGUACAGGGCUUGGGUCUGGAGCAUUAUGGUGAUAUCAGCUGCCAUGGAAGCAGUCGGCUACAUUGGACGAUGUGUCUCGGUCCAAAAUACAUUCGAGAGACCCGUUUAUGUGCUUCAAUUUUCCCUCGUCAUCCUUGCACCCGUCCUCAUGGCAGCGUGUUGCUACAUCAUCUUCGGUCGUAUUCUAUUCCUUGUUGUUCCCCAAGAGGCACGUACGCUUCGACUAUGCUGGGUGCCUCCCCGAUUCAUUACACCGAUCUUCGUCGGGUGUGAUAUCAUUGCCCUGCUCCUCCAGCUUGGCGGUGCGGUGAUGAUCUCUGCUGUCGAUGCCACAGAUAAGGAUGCGAAAAACAAGCUCAACACGGGAAAACACGUUGCCCAAGUAGGUGUUAUUAUCCAGCUUGUUGCCUUUGGCAUGUUUGCAGUUGCUGCUGUUCGUUUCAACUUCACCUCCAAGCGCUUCACUGGGUCUCUGAGUGAGAGAUAUGAGAAUGUUGGAGAGAAGGAAUACAUUAUUGGUGGCGUUGUCAAGGACAAGAACUGGCCUACUCUGUUGCGAGUUGUCAAUUUCACUACGAUUUUGAUCCUUGUCAGUUCAUCACCUUCAGUCGCUGUUCAGUCGCUGACUUGUACCAGGUUCGGUCUAUUUAUCGACUCGUGGAAUUCACCGAAGGCAAAGAGGGAUAUUUGA